GUUUAUUAGAUGAAAUACCGAUAAAUUCAGAAUAUUCCACCUACAAAAGAUACAAUGCCUCACAACUAACCAGCAGAACAACUCCUCCAAAAUGUGUUCAAAUGCUAGUUCGGGAUUUUAUUGACGAUUCGUUAUAUAAUCCAAAUUAUGGGUAUUUUUCAAAACAAGCAAUUAUUUUCUCAUCCGAAAAAGAAUUUGAAUUUAAUAAAAUUAAAGAUAAUUUGGAAUUUAUGAACUUGGUGGCAAAAAUGUAUAAAGAACAUGAAGUGCCUUUAGAUGUAACAAAUAAAGCGUCUAGACAAGUUUGGCAUACUUCAACUGAAUUAUUUAAGCCUUGGUAUGGAUAUGCAAUAGCAAAAUACGUAGUUACUGAAUAUAAAUUAAGCGGUUAUCCUUCACAUGAUCUGAUAAUUUAUGAACUUGGAGCUGGUAAUGCAACUUUAAUGCGUAACAUUUUGGACUAUAUUCAAAAGUUCGAACCAUCUAUUUAUAAAAGAACAAGAUAUAGAAUUGUAGAGAUCAGCUCGAAAUUAGCUGAACUACAACUCCAAAGUCAAAAUGUUCAAAAUAAUAAGAACGUACAUGAUUGUGUUGAAGUUAUCAAUAAGAGUAUUUUUGAUUGGAAUGAACUUGUUGCUGAUCCUUGUUAUAUUUUUGCCUUUGAAGAUAAUUUCGCUCAUGAUUUAGUUCGUUAUGAUUAUGUCGACGAAAAACCGUAUCAAGCUAUUGUAGUAAUAGACGACAAAGGUGAAUUUGAAGAAAUAUAUGAACCUGUUAACGAUCCGUUAAUUACUCGCUACCUUACUCUUCGUAGCAGAACCCUUUAUAAAACUCCUGUUCUACAAAACCGUUUUUUCCGAAAAUUACGCAACAAACUUCCCUUUUCCCCAAAUAUGACCCCCCCGGAGUUCAUUCCCACAAAAGAAUUAUUGUUUCUUGAAAUACUAAAAGACUAUUUUCCACAACAUCGUUUAAUAAUUUCGGAUUUUUAUAAACUUCCCGAUACAAUUAGAGGUAUAGAUGCCCCUGUAGUACAAACUCGUUAUGAAGAUACUAUGGUCCCUUGUUCAACUUUCAUGGUAUCUCCGGGCUGGUUUGAUAUUUUCUUCCCUACCAAUUUUGAAUUAUUGAGAGAUAUUUAUCUGUUGGUCUGUCAUUCUGGCAAAGCGAAAGAGAAUAUUAGAAUUUUGACACAACACGACUUUUUAAAACGUUACGCUGAUUUGGAAAGAACUAAAACUAGGAGUGGUGAAAAUCCGAUGCUAAUGUAUUAUGAGAAUGUCAAAUUUCUUUUAAGCUGA
Racocetra persica is the source of this 1301-nucleotide messenger RNA. The record is from the annotation of a GenBank genome assembly. NCBI's taxonomy places the organism in Eukaryota, Fungi, Glomeromycota, Glomeromycetes, Diversisporales, Gigasporaceae.